Lynx canadensis (Canada lynx) is the source of this 1118-nucleotide messenger RNA. RefSeq names its product 3-hydroxyacyl-CoA dehydratase 1 (gene HACD1). The record is from RefSeq and is a predicted model, not a curated record. Lineage: Eukaryota; Metazoa; Chordata; Mammalia; Carnivora; Felidae. The transcript has 7 exons. Gene Ontology annotation, molecular function: 3-hydroxyacyl-CoA dehydratase activity. Gene Ontology annotation, cellular component: endoplasmic reticulum membrane. The coding region runs from base 1 to 867 and encodes 288 amino acids. Gene Ontology annotation, biological process: sphingolipid biosynthetic process; very long-chain fatty acid biosynthetic process; fatty acid elongation.
AUGGGGCGCCUGACGGAGGCGGCGGCAGCGGGCGGCGGCGCUUCAGCGGCGCGCUCGGCCGGGCCCCCUCCCGCUCCCCUUCCCCUGUCUUCCACCUCCCCCGGGUGCACGGCCACCAUGGCGUCCAGCGAGGAGGACGGCGCCAACGGCGGCGCCUCGGAGGCCGGCGAGGAGCGGGAGGCCCCCGGCAAGAGGAGGCGCCUCGGCUUGUUGGCCACCGUCUGGCUUACCUUCUACAACAUCGCCAUGACCGCGGGGUGGUUGGUUCUAGCUAUUGCCAUGGUACGUUUUUAUAUGGAAAAAGGAACACACAAAGGUUUAUAUAAAAGUAUUCAGAAGACGCUUAAAUUUUUCCAGACAUUUGCCUUGCUUGAGAUAGUCCACUGUUUAAUUGGAAUUGUACCUACUUCUGUGAUUGUGGCUGGGGUCCAAGUGAGUUCAAGAAUCUUUAUGGUGUGGCUCAUUACUCACAGUAUAAAACCGAUCCAGAAUGAGGAGAGCGUGGUGCUUUUUCUGGUCGCGUGGACUGUGACAGAGAUCACUCGCUAUUCCUUCUACACAUUCAGUCUUCUCGACCACUUGCCAUACUUCAUUAAAUGGGCCAGAUACAAUUUUUUUAUCAUCUUAUACCCUGUUGGAGUUGCUGGUGAACUUCUUACAAUAUAUGCUGCCUUACCCUACGUGAAGAAGACAGGAAUGUUUUCAAUAAGACUUCCUAAUAAAUACAAUGUCUCUUUUGACUACUAUUAUUUUCUUCUUAUAACCAUGGCCUCAUAUAUACCACUGUUUCCACAACUCUAUUUUCACAUGUUACGCCAAAGAAGAAAGGUGCUUCAUGGAGAGGUGAUUGUAGAAAAGGAUGAUUAAGUGAUCCCUGCAAACAAGGUGCUUUUUCCAGAAUAACCCGGAUUACUUGAGUCCAAGUUUUAAUAACAAGAAUAAACAACUUUAUGAAAUAUUACAGCUUGUAUGAUUUCUUAGAAUAUAACUUGAGAUGUGGUAUUUGCCAAUAUUUGUCUUCACAUUGUGCAAGGUCAGUUUCCUAUAAAAACUGUGCGUGUGUUUAUUAUCAACUCCCGGGUAGGUGAUGAUCAUGAAGAAAAUAAUUGGCUGUGUUA